CGGCCCGCCCCGGUGCUCGCUGGUCGCCGCGCUGCCGUUUCGCCGUCGCCGCCGCCAUGGCCGGGCUCUGACGGCCGGCCGCAGGCCGCACCCGCGCCGCGCUCCGCGGCGGGCUCUGGGCGAUGCCGAGCAGCUCGGACACGGCGCUGGGGGGAGGCGGGGGCCUGAGCUGGGCGGAGAAGAAGUUGGAGGAGCGCCGCAAGCGCCGGCGGUUCCUGUCCCCUCAGCAGCCGCCGCUGCUGCUGCCGCUCCUGCAGCCGCAGCUCCUGCAACCGCCGCCGCCCCCGCCGCCUCUGCUCUUCCUGGCUGCGCCCGGCACGGCCGCCGCCGCAGCCGCCGCCGCCGCGGCCUCCUCCUCCUGCUUCAGCCCCGGCCCCCCGCUGGAGGUCAAGCGGCUGGCGAGAGGCAAGAGGCGCCCGGGAGGGCGGCAGAAGCGGCGCCGCGGGCCCCGUGCCGGGCAGGAGGCGGAGAAGCGCCGCGUCUUCUCGCUGCCGCAGCCGCAGCAGGACGGCGGCGGCGGCGGCGCCAGUAGCGGCGGGGGUGUGACCCCGCUGGUGGAGUACGAGGACGUGAGCUCCCAGUCCGAGCAGGGGCUGCUGCUGGGGGGCGCCAGCGCGGCCGCGGCGGCGACGGCUGCCGGGGGAACGGGCGGCGGUGGCAGCGGCGGCGGCGGCGGCGGCGGCGCCGGCGCCGGCGCGGGGAGCCCGGCCUCGCCGGCGGGCGCCCAGAGGCGCGGGGACGGCCCGGAGCGCCGGCCCCGGCGGGAGCGGCGCGGCAGCAGCGGCCGCAGCAAGGAGCGCCACCGCGAGCACCGGCGGCGGGACGCGCAGCGCGGCGAGGCGGCGGGCCGCGGGCGCCACGGCGCCGACGAGCGCGGCGACGCGGCCAAGAGCGGCAGCAGCAGCAGCAGCGGCGGCCGCCGCAAGAGCGCGUCGGCCACGUCCAGCAGCAGCGGCGGCCGGCGCGACCGCGAGCUCAAGGCGCACCGCAGCCGGACUAAGGCCAAGGAGCCGCCGUCGGCCUACAAGGAGCCGCCCAAGGCCUACCGCGAGGACAAGAGCGAGCCCAAGGCCUACCGGCGGCGGCCGCGCUCGCCCAGCCCGCCGGGCGGCCGCGACGACAGCCCCGUGUCGCACCGCGCCUCGCAGGGCCUGCGGGGCCGCAAGUCGCCCAGCCCGGCGGGCGGCAGCCCCUACUCGCGGCGCGCGGCGCGCUCGCCCAGCCCCUACGGCCGCCGCCGCUCGCCCAGCUACAGCCGCCACAGCUCGUACGAGCGUGGCGGGGACGUGUCCCCCAGCCCCUACAGCAGCAGCAGCUGGCGCCGCUCCCGGAGCCCCUACAGCCCCGUGCUCAGACGAUCUGCCAAAUCCAGAAGCAGAAGCCCAUAUUCAUCUAGACAUUCAAGAUCUCGUAGCAGACAUAGAUUGUCUAGAUCAAGAAGUCGUCAUUCUAGCAUUUCUCCUAGCACACUAACAUUCAAGAGUAGCCUGGCAGCUGAAUUAAACAAGAAUAAAAAAGCCCGGGCCGCUGAGGCAGCCAGAGCUGCAGAGGCAGCAAAAGCUGCAGAAGCAGCUAAGGCUGCUGAGGCUGCUGCCAAAGCUGCCAAAGCCUCCAGUGCUUCCACGCCUACCAAGGGGAACACAGAAUCGGGUGUCGCUUCCCAAACCAACCAUGUGAAAGAUGUGAAGAAACUUAAAGUUGAGCAUGUACCCUCUCCCUCGAGUGGUGGAACUUUAAAAAAUGACAAGGCGAAAACAAAGCCACCCCUUCAGGUAACAAAGGUGGACAAUAAUCUGAUUGUAGAUAAAGCUACCAAAAAAGCAGUUGUCCUUGGGAAGGAGAGUAAAUCUGCUGCUACAAAGGAGGAACCAAUAUCUCUUAAAGAGAAAACCAAACCACUUACACCAAGCGUUGGAGCCAAGGAGAAGGAGCAACAUGUGGCGUUAGUGACCUCUACAUUACCACCUUUACCUUUACCUCCCAUGCUGCCUGAAGAUAAAGAUGCUGAUAGUUUGCGAGGAAAUAUUUCGGUAAAAGCUGUUAAAAAAGAAGUAGAAAAGAAACUCCGAUGUCUGCUUGCUGAUCUGCCGCUGCCGCCUGAGCUCCCAGGAGGAGAUGAUCUCUCCAAGAGUCCAGAGGAAAAGAGAGCAACAGCACAGUCACAUAGUAAAAGGAGGCCUAAAAUAUGUGGGCCUCGCUAUGGUGAAAUCAAAGAAAAAGAUAUUGACUGGGGAAAACGCUGCGUGGAUAAAUUUGAUAUCAUCGGAAUUAUUGGCGAAGGUACCUAUGGACAAGUUUACAAGGCCAGGGAUAAAGACACUGGAGAAAUGGUAGCCUUAAAAAAAGUACGUCUAGAUAAUGAAAAGGAAGGCUUUCCAAUUACAGCAAUUAGAGAAAUUAAAAUUCUGCGGCAGCUUACCCACCAGAGUAUUAUUAAUAUGAAGGAAAUAGUGACUGAUAAAGAAGAUGCUUUGGAUUUUAAGAAGGAUAAAGGUGCAUUUUAUCUGGUUUUUGAAUAUAUGGACCAUGAUCUGAUGGGACUUCUGGAAUCAGGCUUGGUUCAUUUUAAUGAAAAUCACAUAAAAUCCUUUAUGAGACAGCUCAUGGAAGGUCUGGAUUACUGUCAUAAGAAGAACUUUUUGCAUAGAGAUAUUAAAUGUUCAAAUAUUCUUCUAAAUAAUAGAGGGCAGAUAAAACUUGCAGAUUUUGGACUUGCUCGAUUGUAUAGCUCAGAAGAGAGUCGGCCCUAUACUAACAAGGUGAUCACUUUAUGGUACCGUCCACCUGAACUGCUGUUGGGAGAAGAACGGUAUACACCAGCUAUUGAUGUAUGGAGCUGUGGAUGUAUACUUGGUGAACUCUUCACUAAAAAACCUAUAUUUCAAGCAAAUCAGGAACUUGCACAACUAGAGUUAAUAAGCCGUAUUUGUGGGAGCCCCUGUCCUGCAGUGUGGCCUGAUGUAAUCAAACUACCAUAUUUCAACACCAUGAAACCAAAGAAGCAAUAUCGUCGAAAGUUAAGAGAAGAAUUUGUUUUUAUUCCUGCAGCUGCACUAGACUUAUUUGAUUACAUGCUCGCCUUGGACCCUAGUAAGCGCUGUACUGCCGAACAGGCUCUUCAGUGUGAGUUCCUGCGAGAUGUGGAACCUUCAAAGAUGCCUCCACCAGACCUGCCUUUAUGGCAAGAUUGUCAUGAAUUAUGGAGCAAAAAGCGAAGAAGACAGAAGCAGAUGGGCAUGACUGAUGAUGUUUCCACAAUUAAAGCUCCCAGAAAGGACUUGUCUCUGGGCUUGGAUGACAGCAGGACCAACACACCUCAGGGCGUGCUGCAGUCUUCACAGCUGAAGUCUCAGGGAAGCUCCAAUGUAGGACCUGGUGAAAAACAGACAGAUUCAUCAACACCACAACAGGAUUCUUCGAAAGCCUUGGGCGGAAUUCAGCCUUCUCAGAGCGUCCAGCCUAAAGUGGAGACUGAUGCUGCCCAGGCGGCUGUGCAGAGUGCGUUUGCAGUGCUGUUGACACAGUUAAUAAAGGCUCAGCAGUCAAAGCAGAAAGAUGCACUGCUAGAAGAGCGGGAAAAUGGGUCAGGACAUGAAGCAUCCUUACAGCUCCGGCCACCUCCGGAACCCAGCACUCCUGUAUUGGGGCAAGAUGAACUAGUUCAGCACCAAGAUAUGAGGAUAUUGGAGCUCACACCAGAACCAGAGCGGCCUCGGAUUCUGCCUCCUGAUCAGCGACCCCCUGAACCACCUGAACCACCACCAGUCACUGAAGAAGAUCUAGAUUAUCGGACAGAGAACCAGCAUGUCCCCACCACUAGUUCAUUAACUGACCCUCAUGCUGGAGUGAAAGCCGCCCUGUUACAGCUGCUCGCUCAGCAUCAGCCCCAGGAGGAGCCCAAAAGAGAAGGGGGUAUUGAUUACCAAGCCGGAGACACUUACGUGCCCCCUGCAGAUUACAAGGACAAUUUUGGAUCUUCUUUCUCUUCUGCUUCUUACGUUAGCAAUGAUGGUCUAGGAGGUAGCUCUGCUCCACCAUUGGAACGACGUAGCUUCCUUGGAAACUCUGAUAUUCAGUCUUUGGAUAACUACAGUACUACUUCAUCUCAUUCUGGUGGUCCACCUCAGCCUUCUGCCUUUUCCGAGUCAUUUCCCAAUUCAGUAGCUGCAUAUGGAGACAUUUACCUCAAUACCGCUCCCAUGUUGUUUAGUGGAGACAAGGACCAUAGAUUUGAAUAUAGCCAUGGCCCCAUUGCAGUCCUGGCAAAUAGUGACCCUUCUGCCGGGCCAGAGAGUACUCAUCCUUUGCCAGCAAAGAUACACAACUAUAAUUAUGGUGGUAACUUACAGGAAAACCCAGGUGGCCCUGGCCUCAUGCAUGGACAGACCUGGACUUCUUCUGCCCAAGGACCUGGAUAUUCACAGGCAUACAGGGGACAUAUUAGCACAUCAGCUGGCAGAGGUCGAGGUAGAGGGUUACCAUACUGAGUAUCUGUUUUUCCUCAGGCACAUCAUUUUUAUCUGGAAAGACUUUUCUAGCUGCAAUUUAAGGCGGCGAUCCAAGAGACUUGAAUAAUAUUAAUUCAACAACAGCUUUAUUUUUAUGUGGAAAGGGUCUUGCAUACAAUAGUUUAAAAAAGACAAAAAAAAGUUUGCUUAAAUUCAUGCUGUUCUAAAAACUAGAUCUAUUGAUUGUACAUCUUCACAAAUUCUAGUUAACAAUUUUAUUUUGUAUCCUUGCAGUUUUAAGUGGAUGCUAAUCUUAGGGACAUAAAAGUCUUUUUAUGACCCUCUUGCAGAUAUUCUGAACUAUGCACAUUUGUGCUUUUUUUGUAAGUUUGGACCAACUUUUAUGUAACAACCAACCAACCAACCCCUUCCUUCCUUCCAGUUUUACAGCAAUCAGAAAGGGCACUGAUUUAUUUGGUAUUUUUCUUUUUACAAAGCUACCUUUAGUCAAAGGUCACUGUCAGUCUUUGCACCUGCUUUCAGUGUUAUUGUGAAAGGUGUACUUUGUGCUCAUUUCAGAAAAUAAAACACAACCUUUCUCUUGAUCCAACAGUUUUAUAAAAAAAAAUGGUCAAUGUUAUUUUGUUUUAUUUUGCAGAGUAUCAUAGCCUAGCAAAAUGCAUUCAAAUCAAAUAGUGGGUUUUAUACUUUAAAAAAUAUGGGUGGGGUGGGAAGGGUAAGUAAGUGCCUUAACAGGUAAGCUUAAGGUCUGCAAACGGAGUUAACCUUUAUACACCCAUUUGUCUUGUAAAGGGAAUCAAUUCAUUAUAUUGAAAAGGCAGGAAGAUCUUAGGGGCUAGAUUCCUUUAUCUGUUUUCUGUCACACUUAUCCUAUCCUUCCUGUAUUUGGGCUAUUUUAGCUUCAUAACACCUUCUGUUGAUUGGGAGUGAAAACGAAGCGAGUAGAACUUAAGUUUGAGUAUCUUGGGUACUUCUGAGAAGUUCUAAAAGAUUUUGACAUUUAAAUGGUUGAAAGUAGCUAAAUGAGAAUUUUAGAGUACUACUUUAUUUCAAAAAGGAUCAUUUAUUCAUAUUUUCUUUGCCAUGAGAAUUGGAGGGCAGCAGCAUAGAAGCACAGGUUAAUCAUAAUUUGUGUAAGUCUAUUAAAGUUUACGGGGGUGGUGAACCAUAUUUUAACUCAUGCAGUUGCGUUUACAGAAAAGGUCAGCUGUUCACUUGUUAACUAGAAAACGUUACCUAGAUGAAACAAAAAGAGAAACUGUUAUCUUCUCUCCUCUCACCUUCUCUGAUGUUUAUUAUGACUUCUGUCAGACUUAGAGCAUCUUUAUUUUAACAUUAAUUAUUUUUAUUAAAAGUAAUAUGGUGGACCGUUACUUAAGCUGUAAUAGUGUCAAGCCUAGCUUCAUGUGUACUCACAGGCAUAUGCAGUUGUUAAAUAAUUACAGAAAGGAACCAAAGGUGAAUAACCAGUGUUUCCAUUAUAACUAAAUGGAAAAAUGAUCUGGAAGUGAGAGUGUGCCAAUUAACCAUUUUAUUUUAAUUGUUCUACAGGUAAUUUAUAUUCUCUUUAAAAUAUUAAUUGGAACUGUUACAGAAUAGAAGUUGCUCCAGUUUUAAAGUCAGCACUUUUUAACCCUGUGCCCAGUGUCUGACUUGCAAGCCUUCAAUUCAGAACAGUAGAUAAGAAACGCUGUAGUCUGGUGACAGUAGGAAUAUUUUAAAGUGGAUAAUUUACCAUUUUACUGGUAUAAAAUGAGUUGAUGUCAGAUGACUACUUAAUUUUUUGAUAAAAAUUUUGUUGGGAAAAUGAAUGGAAGAAAAAAUUAUUUUGCAUUUAUUUGAAUAUUACUGAUUACUAACAACUUAAA
Molecule: messenger RNA, 6337 nt
Organism: Sorex fumeus (smoky shrew)
Lineage: Eukaryota; Metazoa; Chordata; Mammalia; Eulipotyphla; Soricidae
Gene: CDK13
Product: cyclin dependent kinase 13
Exons: 14
Coding region: 123-4487 (1454 amino acids)
Biological process (GO): transcription elongation by RNA polymerase II; positive regulation of transcription elongation by RNA polymerase II; protein phosphorylation
Cellular component (GO): cyclin/CDK positive transcription elongation factor complex; nucleus
Molecular function (GO): ATP binding; cyclin-dependent protein serine/threonine kinase activity; cyclin binding
Source: RefSeq, a predicted model, not a curated record